Messenger RNA from Apiotrichum porosum, 1644 nucleotides. RefSeq lists its product as uncharacterized. Lineage: Eukaryota; Fungi; Basidiomycota; Tremellomycetes; Trichosporonales; Trichosporonaceae. Bases 1 to 1644 code for a protein of 547 amino acids. The record is from RefSeq and is a predicted model, not a curated record. The transcript is spliced from 4 exons.
AUGACUGACCCAACGACCCCUGCUCCCUGGGAGACCACCGCUGCCAACAAGCGCGCCGCUCGCGAUGCUCUGAUCCCAAAGGCAUGGCUCGUGAGCGUCCCUGAUGACGUCCUCGAUGUCACCGACAUCCCGCGCACCUGCGGCGUCCUCACCACCGCCGAGGUCAAGAUCACCGAGACUGAGGCCCCCGAGCUUGUCAAGCAGAUGGUCGCCAACGAGCUCACGUCCGAGGCCGUCGUCACUGCAUUUUGCAAGCGUGCGGCCAUUGCCCAGCAGCUUACCAACUGCCUCACCGAGAUCUACUUUGACGAGGCGGUUGCCCGUGCAAAGGAAAUCGAUGCUAAGUAUGCUAAGACUGGCAAACCCCUCGGUCCCCUUCACGGCCUCCCGGUCUCGCUCAAGGACAACUUCAACGUCAAGGGUAGCGAUACCACUGUAGGCUUCGUUGCGUGGUGCAACGAUCCACAGCCCUACGAUUCGGAGAUGACCAAGAUUAUGCGUGACUGUGGCGCCAUUAUCUUCUGCAAGACCAAUGUUCCCACCGCCAUGAUGAUGGGCGAAUCGUAUAACAACGUCUGGGGAUACACCUUGAACCCUUGGAACCGCAAGACUUCGUCUGGUGGCUCAUCGGGUGGCGAGGGUGCUCUCCUUGCCAUGAAGGGCUCUCCCCUCGGUGUGGGUACCGACAUUGGUGGCUCGAUUCGUAUCCCCAGUGCUUUCUCCGGCCUCUACGGCCUGAAGCCCUCGUUUGGUCGCUUCCCCACCUAUGGUGCGCGCUCUGGCAUGCCUGGUCAGGAAGCCGUGCGCUCUAUCAACGGCCCAAUGUCAGCGUCGCUGGCUGCAUGUGAGCUCUGGGCCAAGACAGUCGUCGACACCAGGCCAUGGGAGGUGGACCCACUCAUGCUCCCCAUCCCCUGGCGCGAGGUCGAGCUCCCUGAGCAGCUCUGCUUCGGUAUCGUGAUGGAUGACGGUAUCGUCAUGCCCACCCCACCUAUCACACGUGCCCUGCAGGAGACCAAGGCGGCGCUUGAGGCAGCUGGCCACAAGGUUAUCGAGUGGACGCCACACAACACCGGCCAGUCCAAGUCGAUCCUUGAGCGCUUCUUCGUCGGCGAUGGUGGUGACAAGAUUUCCAGCGUCAUCAAGGCCGGUGAGGAACCCUGGCCUGCUGGUCUUAUCGACUUUGAAAAGGCCGCCGCUUUCAGCUUGGCGAACCCCCCGCUCGUCAGUGACCUGUGGACAAACCAGGCAGAGCGCAAUGCAUACUGCAAGGCUGCGCUGGACCACUGGAUGGCCUCCAAGGAGCUCACUAGCACCGGUCGUCCCUUUGACGGCGUCAUCACACCCGUUUCGCCAUUCUCCGCUCCUCCACACUACACCUUUGAGCAUGUCACGUACACGUCUAUCUGGAACAUUACCGACCAGCCGGGUGCCGUGUUCCCAGUUACUCGCGUAACUCCCAACGACGCCAAGCCCGAGGUCGUCCAUGACCUCCGCAACGAUGUCGAGAAGCGUAUUUGGGACAGGUACGAUCCGGAAGAGGUCGUGGGUGCCCCCGUCGCACUCCAGAUGGUCACUAUGCGUCUGCAGGAGGAGAAGGCUCUCAAGCUCGCCGGUAUCGCGGCCCAGGCGCUGGCCAAGUAG